Pocillopora verrucosa is the source of this 1878-nucleotide messenger RNA. RefSeq lists its product as uncharacterized. The record is from RefSeq and is a predicted model, not a curated record. Gene Ontology annotation, cellular component: transcription regulator complex; histone acetyltransferase complex. NCBI's taxonomy places the organism in Eukaryota, Metazoa, Cnidaria, Anthozoa, Scleractinia, Pocilloporidae. Gene Ontology annotation, molecular function: chromatin DNA binding; histone acetyltransferase activity; transcription coactivator activity. Gene Ontology annotation, biological process: positive regulation of transcription by RNA polymerase II.
UGAUACAAAUGGCUUCCCGUUACGAGGCGAUGUCCGGACAAGCUUGGCACGAAGAACUACAAAAUUUUCUUCCACAUGCACUGGAUUGUGUCGACCCUAACUGCCUUUUACCUCUCUGUGUUAACUUAAAACUAACUUUGCGGCACGCGCAAGGCUGUAAAAAGGUAGACAACUGUACAAUUUGUCAGGGGAUCAAGUCUCUCGCCUCAAGUCAUUCCAAUUCCUGUAGAGACUAUUAUUGCCGUGUGCCAUUUUGCAUGGAAGCCAAAGUAACGGCACAACAACAGGUACUCAUGGAUGAAUUAGGGAAAGUGUUCGAUGCAGGACUGGACAGCCAAGAAGAUGGUGAAGCCAUUCAUCCUUCGCAAGAUACAAAAGAGGAAUGUAGACGAGAGGAAGCUUCCAGAAUGCACAGUGAUUCUCACUGCAUGGCAGUUAGAAACAGUGAAACAUCAACACCGGUUGAACUCAACAAUGGACCCAGUGGGAACACUCCGGCCACACAGGCGCCAUUGUCAGAGGCAAGUUACUUUCAACUUGCAACCAAAAAUUCAACUCAGGUCCCUGACUCAGUGGAGCCGAUCCUGCCAGAUUUGAGAAAACGUUCGUCAACCGUACAAAAACCAAAACACCCUCAGUCUGGCCUCCAUGAGAGUUUGCAUGGAAACUACAUCCCAACCUGUACGUUGAAAUGGUUACCAUCCAAAGCAGAUAUUUUUUCAGUUACGAACCAACCUCGACCAGCCCCUAAAAGGAAAUGCGAGACCAUCACCGUCUCUACUGGUGAAUCAGCUUCUCCACCGACUAAAGUUAUUCGAGGUGCCUCUACUGGUCUUAAAUCACAGCAAGAUGAUAGUCCUGAGAUCGAAAUAAUAGGAAUAAAAUCAUCUGGGCGACUAGCUAACCAACUUAAAGGAACGGCCCCGCCGAACGACACCAACCGUUGUAAGGAGAAGUCCAGCAAAACCGUGUUCUCACCACGAGCACCUUUGAGGAUUGCCGCCAAGAAACAGGAUGAAAAAGCGGGCUCAAUGACACACCAGUGCCACUUCACCAAAAGGAAUACCUUACCAAAGAAAGUCCCUUCUUUUAAGCCUACAGCAGGAGUGCAGUAUUCAAAAGUUUCCGCAAAGAGUCGGUUCACCCUCUCGGAUUCCUCUCAGACUGAUUUUCAUCAGGCCUGUCAGGAAGAAGUUAAAGUAAAUAAUGAUUUAGUGGAUGAUUUUCUCGAAGAGAUGUUCUCCACACCACCACCAUCUCCAACAUUUGAAAUGUGGCUGGGAGAGAACGCUGGAUCCAAAGAAAAUUCCUCAGCAUUGAAGGUUGUCCUCUUGGAAACGUUAUUUCAACUGUUCGGAGUUGUAACUCAGCCCAAAACAGAGAAACAAGAAGCUGUGUUUGUUGAUUUGCUUGAACGGACUCUUGGCAUGAUGAAAACAGAGAUAGCAAAGUGGUGAAGUCUUGAAUACUGACUCUCAAUAGUCGCAGCCUCUCAUCUUUUCAUUUGACCUUUUUUGACUCAUUUCACAUUGUCCAAUGCUGUUUUGCCGAGUAACUGUAAUUGUUCUUAUCAAAAGUUUUGAUAAGAACGAUAAGGUCUUCUCCGUUAUUUUCGGUCACAGGUGGAAGUCACGAUUCAAACAAGGACACUGCGUGAGAGUAUUUUUCUUGGUAAGGUGUCUAAAAAUUUAACUUAAACCAGUUGAGUGUUUUCCUGGUCUCUAAAAUUUUGGGACAGCCUUGCUAACCUUUCCAGAGUGUGCUUUUUUUUAGUUUGAUAAGCGUUUCUUUUUAUAAAAGAAUCAUUGUACACCAAUUUUUUGGUGCAAUCCAAAUAUCGCAAAGGUUCAAAUUGUUAUGAUAACCAUAACUUUGUGU